Molecule: messenger RNA, 2123 nt
Organism: Glycine soja
Lineage: Eukaryota; Viridiplantae; Streptophyta; Magnoliopsida; Fabales; Fabaceae
Product: internal alternative NAD(P)H-ubiquinone oxidoreductase A2, mitochondrial-like
Exons: 9
Coding region: 135-1787 (550 amino acids)
Molecular function (GO): NADH dehydrogenase activity
Source: RefSeq, a predicted model, not a curated record
UUACAACCUAAAUACGAGAAUUAAUUUGGCACACACCAAAAAGGCGUGGAAAAAAGUUAUUGAAUCUUCGCCUCCAGCAACUUCAUUACCAAACCAAAGUAGGCUUAGGAAGUGUAAAGACUUGUUCUCUAACAAUGGCAUUGGCAAGGAUUGCUAGGGCCAACCUGAGAAGAUCAGGAGGUGCUUUGGGCAGUUCUGCUCAUGAGAAGGAUAUGUUCAGUGUGGGAGGAUACACAAGCAGAUCCAACAUACCUUCCCAUAAAACUUUUGAAUCAGAUCGAAAGAUUUCAUAUGUUCCAAGAAUUAAGGAACAGAACUACAUAAACUUUUCAAUGAGGGGAAUAUCAGGAACACCAUACCAUCACUUUUCUUCUGCUAGCACACAGACUGUUAUAGAGGAGUCCGAGUAUGAGUUUGAGAGUGAUCGGCAAAGAUAUGCAGGACUACAGCCAACAAAGCCAGGUGAAAAGCCUAGGGUGGUUGUUAUUGGUACGGGUUGGGCCGCGUGUCGGUUCCUCAAAGGGAUAGACACCAGAAUUUAUGAUGUUGUGUGCAUAUCACCAAGGAAUCACAUGGUCUUUACUCCUUUACUAGCUUCAACUUGUGUUGGAACCCUGGAAUUCAGAACUGUUGCUGAGCCUGUAUCCAGAAUACAGAAUUCAUUAGCAAGGGACCCUAACUCCUACUUCUUUCUAGCUUCUUGCACUGGCAUUGACACAGGCAAACAUGAAAUCUAUUGUAAGGCAGUUAACAAUGGUGGAUUGCCUCAAGAGCCUUACCAAUUCAAAGUCGCGUAUGACAAGCUUGUAAUUGCAUCAGGAUCUGAGCCUUUAACUUUUGGUAUCAAGGGAGUAAAGGAAAAUGCUUUUUUUCUUCGCGAAGUGAACCAUGCUCAAGAAAUAAGGAAGAGACUUCUCCUUAAUCUGAUGCUUUCUGAAAAUCCAGGCAUAUCGGAAGAAGACAAGAAACGCCUUCUACACUGUGUAGUUAUUGGAGGUGGUCCUACCGGAGUGGAAUUUAGUGGUGAAUUGAGUGAUUUCAUCAUGAGAGAUGUUCAGGAGCGCUAUACUCAUGUCAAAGAUUACAUUCACGUCACACUCAUUGAGGCAAACGAGAUACUGUCAUCCUUUGAUGUUAGCCUACGGCAAUAUGCAACAAAGCACUUAACAAAGUCCGGGGUCCGUCUUAUGCGAGGUGUGGUGAAGGAGGUGCAUCCCAAAAAGAUAAUUCUGAGUGAUGGAACAGAGGUUCCUUAUGGCCUCCUGGUUUGGUCCACAGGGGUUGGUGCCUCUGAGUUUGUGAAAACACUAGAUCUUCCCAAGUCUCAAGGUGGAAGAAUUGGUGUAGAUGAUUGGCUGCGUGUCCCCUCAGUGGAAGAUGUAUUUGCCCUUGGAGAUUGUGCUGGUUUUCUUGAACACACUGGAAGGCCUGUGCUUCCAGCUCUAGCUCAGGUUGCUGAAAGGCAGGGAAAGUUUCUUGUGGAGUUGUUCGACGAAAUAGGGAAUCAGAAUGGAGGCAAGGCUUAUUCUGCAAAAGGCAUGCCACUUGGAGAACCUUUUGUAUAUAAGCAUCUUGGGAGCAUGGCAUCAGUAGGUGGCUACAAAGCACUGGUGGAUCUACGACAGUCAAAGGAUUCAAAGGGAUUGUCACUUGCUGGUUUUGUUAGCUGGAUGAUAUGGCGCUCUGCAUAUCUGACACGUGUCCUUAGCUGGAGGAACAGGUUUUACGUGGCAGUCAACUGGGCCACCACAUUAGUCUUCGGUAGAGACAACAGCAGGAUAGGUUGAAAUUUCAUUCAUUGAAGAAACAGCAAAACCAGUCAAAUAUUUUUCUUGGUAGAGUUCCUGAUAGCAACACAGACAUACAUCAUGAUCCCAACUCAGUAAAGAUAGAAGACGCAGCUAUAAAGGCCCAACCGCACCUUGCGGAUUAUGUGUAACAGACUAUGAUAUUAGUUAGCAGCAGUGUGGUUUUGUUCUGUUUAGCAAAAUGCCAAAGUUGGUUAGUAGUUUGUGAAUUCUGUUAGUAGCCUCGCUGAUCGGUGAGCUUGUUAGCCACCAAAAGCUUAUAUAAAGAACCACUGAAAGAAAUAAAACACAGAAUAUGCAUUAUCAGAUUUUUUA